Messenger RNA from Struthio camelus australis, 2191 nucleotides. The record is from RefSeq and is a predicted model, not a curated record. NCBI's taxonomy places the organism in Eukaryota, Metazoa, Chordata, Aves, Struthioniformes, Struthionidae.
AUGCCGCCAGGGCUUUGGCUUGCGAAUCUCCCCAAGCAUCCCUUGGCCGCCGAGCGCCGGCGUUUCCACCCGGCGCCGUGCCAGGAGGGGGAGGAGGCCGGCGGCAGGGCUGGGAGCAAGCGCCAGCCUCUCGUGUCCUGGGCCCAGCGCUGGCGCAAUGAGAACUAUGAGAGGCCUGUGGACCUGGAAGGCUCUGGAGAUGACGAUCCCUUUGGGGAUGAUGAAAUGGAUGAUGUCUACUCAGGCUCUGGCUCAGGGUAUUUUGAGCAGGAGUCGGGACUUGAAACAGCAGUGAGCCUCACCACGGACACGUCCAUCACGCUCCCCACCACCACAGCCCUUCUGCCAAUCACCCUGGUGCAGCCUGUGGCGACUCCCUUUGAAAUGCUCCCUGCGGAAGAUACCACCCCCGAGCAGACCACCAGCAUCUUGUAUGUCCCCAGGAUGACAGAGUCACCGGUGAUCCCCAGUUGGAAAGCAACCACGACCAGUACCACUGCCAGAGACUCCCCUAGUACCAUGACUACCACCACCACCACAACCCCUGCCAGCACCACCACCAUGCCCACUGUCAAGCCCACUACCGUCCGGAGGUUUCUGCCCCCCUUUGUCACCAAGGCAGCCACCACUCGGCCCACCACCCUAGAGACGCCUACCACCUCUGUCCUCGAGACCAGCACAGCAACAGAGGUGCCCACAUCACGGCUUACCCCCUCCAGCACAGCCAAGCCCAGGUCCCUGCCAAAACCAAGCACCUCCAGGACUGUAGACCUCACGGAAAAAAGCACUGUGUUGCCAUCCAGUCCUGCCACGCUGCCACCCACAGAAGCCCCCCAGAUGGAGCCGGGAGAAGUGUCGACGGUGCUUGACAACGACCUGGAAGUGCCAGUCAGCAGCGGUCCCAGCGGGGACUUUGAGAUCCGGGAGGAGGAAGACACGACUCGGCCCGAGCUCAUGCCGCCUCCAUCGGGGCCCGGGCUGGGCAGGAAGGCCGAGCCCGGGCUCAUAGACAAUACAAUAGACUCUGGCAACUCUGCUGCUCAGCUCCCACAGAAGAACAUCCUGGAGAGAAAAGAAGUGUUGAUAGCGGUGAUUGUGGGUGGCGUGGUGGGAGCCCUCUUUGCUGCCUUCCUGGUCAUGCUGCUCAUCUACCGGAUGAAGAAGAAGGACGAGGGGAGCUACACGCUGGAGGAGCCGAAGCAGGCGAAUGUGACAUACCAGAAGCCCGACAAGCAGGAGGAGUUCUACGCGUAGAGACGAGAGCCCGGCGUGCCUCGCGCUCCCUCCCUUCCUGCCUCAAACUCUCUCUCCUUCUCUACUUCAUCCAAUCUCUCUCUCUUUUUCCUGGAUCAGACUGUGAAUUUAAAAAGAAAAAAAAAAAAGAAAAAAAACCCCACAAAUAAACAAAACCACAACAGCUAAAAGAGGAAACAGAUCAGACGUGAGAAAAUCAAUCGUCUAGAGCACCAUUGAGUUUAGACCAAGUACCGCUAACCUUUCUCCAGUGGAAGGGACGGGGCGAGGAGCAAAUGGCCAACACAACUGUGCCUCUGGGACUGCUCUGACAAGGACAUACAUGGGUGGUCACAUGGCUGACGGCGGCUGGAGUUCACUGGGCUUUACCGGCUGACACAACAGACACUGGGAUCUGGAUACCUGUUACCAGCCUUGGGGUGCCAGGGGAGUUGAUUUGGAUUUAUCGUCCUUUUUUUUUUUUCCCCCCUUCGAAAAGGAGGGAGGUUUCUUUCUCUCUCUUUUUUUAUUUUUAUUUUUGAAUGGGGUUGGUUGCUUUGCAGGAAUUACCUUACUCCCUGCUUCUGUUUGGAAAAAAGGAUGCAGCUGUCAAGUACAUUUUGAACCAUGAAAAAGCACAAGGGGCUGGAAUACCUGAUGCCCCCGGGUUUGCUCUCGGAGUAGGGAAAAAUAAAUAAGUACAUACAUGACCAGUAUGUUGGAAAUGAUCUUUUUGAUCACCUCUUCGGGGAGGUCAUGGACCAGCAAGAAGGCCCAUUUUGGUAUCUCAUGCUGCACCCUUCCUGCUACCACCUCACUUUGCUAUAUCGCUGUGCGCAGCCGGAGACCUGAAAUCUAUAGAAACUGCGUGUCGUCGGCUGGUGAGGGAUUUGGUUGAAAAGGGACCUUGCUUUUGCUGGUUUUUCACUGUGACCAAUAAAACUCAGCUUGCAUAGUA